Naegleria lovaniensis is the source of this 969-nucleotide messenger RNA. RefSeq lists its product as uncharacterized. Lineage: Eukaryota; Heterolobosea; Eutetramitea; Acrasida; Naegleriidae. The record is from RefSeq and is a predicted model, not a curated record. The coding region runs from base 1 to 969 and encodes 322 amino acids. The transcript is spliced from 2 exons.
AUGGAGAGCAUUACCUCUGAAACUUUGAGCCAGAUGUUGAAAUCGGCUCCUUCCGAUCAUUCAGCUGAAAAGAAGAAUGGACAUGGCAAAAAGAAACAACAAGCAAAGAAACAAGAGAAUGGAUCGUCAUCCAAAAAGCAAUCGAGAGAGGAAAAAUCAACACAAAAGAAGUCAUUUAAAAGCGAUAGAAAGGACAAGAGAUCGGAUCAAAACAAGUCCAACAAGAAAAACAAAAAUCCAGCUCCUGAAGAUCUUGUUUUUUCAAUUACUGUUCCUAAAGGCAACAAUAGAAACAAUACCUCAUCAAAGAGCAACGAUAGAACCUCAUUCAAUUACAAACAAAACAAAAUACAGAAAAAUGCAAAGAAAACUUCAAAAUCAACAAGAAAUUAUUCUUCGGACGAGGAUGCUGAUAAAAAGCGAUCUUCAAAGAGAGAAUCUGACAAUUCAAAUGAAAUAUUGAAUGUUGUGAGACAAGCAGUACAGGAAGCAUUGUCACAACAGAAACAGCAACAGGCUUCACAAAAUACUCCAGCGUACACUGCUCUCUCAAUACCUAUUACUGGAAAUCCUAAUGGAUAUCUUCCUGCAUAUGCAGGAAACAAUCCAAUAACCUUAGUAUUACCACAACAGCCUCAAGCAUCAUCCCAACAAGUGUAUACCGAGAAACCUGAAAGAAGUUCCAAGUCAUCCUCUACUAAGAGAAGAUCUGACCGUGACAACAGCGACAGAGAUGAUUAUUCUAGCGAUGACAACGCCCGCAGAAGAGAAAGAGGCAACGGCAGAAAUGGAAGUGCCAAUGGAAAGAGCCGAUUCAACAAGACUCCAUACAGCAGAGACAAUGACAGAAAUGUUGGCAAUAGAAGUCGUCAACAAAGCAAUAAGAAUUCUAAAUUCGAUGAUCUUAUCAUCAGUACUGACAGAGGAGAACGGGUGGUGAAAAAGUCAAACACUAAUAGACGUAGAUAA